Molecule: messenger RNA, 2148 nt
Organism: Ricinus communis (castor bean)
Lineage: Eukaryota; Viridiplantae; Streptophyta; Magnoliopsida; Malpighiales; Euphorbiaceae
Product: glutamate--cysteine ligase, chloroplastic
Exons: 16
Coding region: 311-1891 (526 amino acids)
Biological process (GO): glutathione biosynthetic process; modified amino acid biosynthetic process
Molecular function (GO): glutamate-cysteine ligase activity
Source: RefSeq, a predicted model, not a curated record
CAGCCACCUUCAUCAUCACUUCACUUUCAGCACAAAGAAAACAAAACAAAACAAAACCAACUUCUUUUCUCUUCCUCCACUCCCUCUCUUCUCUUUCCAACUUAACAAAAUUAAAAAUAAGUUUCCUCCUUUAAAAAGCUCAAAGACUCCAACUUGAAUACCCCUAAUCUUAUCUCCAAACCCUAAACAUCACUUCUUUCUGCUUCAUUUAGGUGAAUUUUGUCUUCUUUUCUCUCUUCUCGCUUCUCUAUCCGCAUCUUUUGUUUUUCCCCGCCUCUCUUUCUGCUGCUCAUUUUGGUUAUUUAAAGGUAUGCCGGUCAUUUCCCAGGCAGGUCCAUCAUGUUAUGUCCCCACUGACAUAACAAGGUGUAAAACUGGACAAAAUGCGGUGCUUGGUGUGUUUAAUAGCAUUGAGACAUCUAAACUGAAGGAAACAUGUGUUAGAUUUUCUUCAUUGUCAUGUAAUUCUACUAAGAUACCUCAGCUUCCAAGUUCAGAAAAUUCAUGGGUAAGAAGUAGAAGAGGGAAUCAAAUGAUUGUUGCUGCUAGCCCUCCUAUAGAGGACGCGGUGAUUGCUACAGAACCACUAACUAAAGAGGAUCUUGUAGGAUACCUCGCCUCUGGCUGCAAGCCUAAGGAAAAAUGGAGAAUAGGUACAGAACAUGAGAAGUUUGGAUUUGAACUUGGAACUUUACGUCCUAUGAAAUAUGAACAAAUUGCAGAAUUGCUUAAUGGUAUUGCUGAGAGAUUUGAUUGGGAGAAAGUAAUGGAAGGCGACUACAUUAUAGGACUCAAACAGGGGAAGCAGAGCAUAUCACUAGAGCCAGGUGGUCAGUUUGAGCUUAGUGGUGCACCACUUGAGACUUUGCAUCAAACUUGUGCUGAAGUCAAUUCACACCUUUAUCAGGUUAAAGCUGUUACAGAGGAGAUGGGAAUCGGAUUCUUAGGAAUUGGUUUCCAGCCCAAAUGGGGAGUUAAAGAUAUACCUAUUAUGCCCAAGGGAAGAUAUGAGAUAAUGAGGAAUUACAUGCCCAAAGUUGGCACUUUAGGACUUGAUAUGAUGUUUAGGACAUGCACUGUUCAGGUUAAUCUGGACUUCAGUUCUGAAGCUGACAUGAUAAGGAAAUUCCGUGCUGGUCUUGCUUUGCAACCGAUAGCAACAGCUCUAUUUGCAAAUUCACCUUUCACUGAAGGAAAGCCAAAUGGUUAUCUCAGCAUGAGAAGCCAAAUUUGGACUGAUACGGAUAAGGAUCGUACUGGCAUGCUGCCUUUUGUUUUUGAUGACUCAUUCGGGUUUGAGCAGUACGUUGAUUAUGCCCUUGAUGUUCCAAUGUAUUUUGUUUAUCGGAAGAAGAAGUACAUUGACUGCACUGGAAUGACGUUCAGGGACUUCCUAGCUGGAAAACUUCCUUGCAUUCCUGGUGAAUUGCCAACCCUUAAUGAUUGGGAGAAUCACCUAACAACAAUUUUUCCUGAGGUCAGACUAAAGAGGUACUUGGAGAUGAGAGGUGCUGAUGGAGGGCCUUGGAGGAGGCUGUGUGCAUUGCCAGCAUUUUGGGUAGGUUUGCUGUAUGAUGAAAUCUCGCUCCAAAAUGUUCUGGAUAUGACGGCUGAUUGGACUCCUGAAGAAAGAGAGAUGUUGAGGAAUAAGGUUCCAAAGACUGGUCUAAAGACACCAUUUCGGGAUGGGUUACUGAAGCAUGUUGCCGAAGAUGUUCUAAAGUUGGCCAAGGAUGGCUUGGAAAGGAGAGGCUAUAAGGAGAUUGGGUUCUUGAAUGAGGUUACUGAGGUGGUUAGAACAGGUGUAACACCAGCUGAGAGGCUUUUGGAGCUGUACAACGGAAAGUGGGGGCAAUCUGUAGAUCCUGUUUUUGAGGAGCUACUCUACUGAUGUGAAUUUGAUUCACAUGGCCCUUUGGCAGUGGCCUUUUACUGUGAUGAGGUUUUGGGUGUAAGCCUUGUUGUUUCUGUUAUAAACUUCAGUAUCCGUGGUUGGUGAUAGAUGAUUUCAGAGAAAUAAGUUUUUAUGUAAAUCCUUGGCAUGGGGAUUCUUCUGUAACUCGUGAAAUAUAAUCUUUUCAAAACUUUGUCAGUUAGUGAUUAUUUUUGAAACAUCCCAGCGUUAACAAGCUGGCGGCCUAUUGAUUC